Molecule: messenger RNA, 7901 nt
Organism: Salvelinus fontinalis (brook trout)
Lineage: Eukaryota; Metazoa; Chordata; Actinopteri; Salmoniformes; Salmonidae
Gene: kcnd3
Product: potassium voltage-gated channel, Shal-related subfamily, member 3
Exons: 8
Coding region: 762-2690 (642 amino acids)
Biological process (GO): protein homooligomerization; potassium ion export across plasma membrane
Cellular component (GO): neuronal cell body; voltage-gated potassium channel complex; membrane
Molecular function (GO): protein binding; A-type (transient outward) potassium channel activity
Source: RefSeq, a predicted model, not a curated record
GGACACUGCUGCGAAGCAGUUUCUCUCUUCCCGCUGUCCUCGGCUGCACACCGAGGCAAACCGACAAUUUAACCGCUAGAACGAGCAGUCGGGGAAAUAAAUAGGAGUGACGGUGAAAGAGAGAGAGAGAGAGAGGAGAGAGAGAGAGAGACAGAGAGAGAGAGAGAGAGAGAGAGAGACAGAGAGACAGAGAGACAGAGAGACAGAGAGACAGAGAGAGAGAUGAAGCAAGACCGAGAGAGAGAGAAGCAGAUAGGGGGCGUUUAUUAGAGUGAGAUAACGGAGAAAGAUAAUCCUACCCCUGUCCAGCACUCUAAAAUGUGCUAGAAGGAGAGCGAUCCUCAGUGUAGCUAACCGCUUCCCACAGCAGAGGCGGUGGAGCGAAAGCCUUGCGUCGUAGUAGUGGGAUUAUUCCCUUUUUCUCGCAAUGGAAACUGAAUGAAAAACGUUGGACAGUUGUUUUAAACUCCAGUGCUUUCGCUUACAAUUCUUGCCAAAUCGCAUCCUGCUAUGUUAUUCUCCUUUUAUUUCCACUUCAUAUGUGGAUUCGGAGGGACAUUCUAAAAGAGAACCAACCUACGGUUCAACAGCUGCUCUACAAGUAGUUAGCCCCAGGAAAAGCUCUUAUCUUUGUGGAUGUAGAAAUGUGCAUGGUCUUCCCCCACCCCUGCCUCUCUCCAGAUGGUGAGUGAGCUGAAGCCAAGCUGGUUGUGAAGGUGCUGGUGGACGUGUCCCUGUCCUCGCCCCAAGCCAGACUCACCAUGGCGUCGGGAGUAGCGGCGUGGCUGCCCUUCGCCCGCGCUGCUGCUAUUGGCUGGAUGCCCGUGGCCAACAUGCCAAUGCCCAUCGCCCCCACCGAGAAGAACAAACGCGCAGACGAGCUCAUCGUCCUCAAUGUUAGUGGACGUCGCUUUGAGACCUGGAGGAAUACGCUAGAUAGAUAUCCUGACACCUUACUGGGCAGUUCAGAGAAAGAGUUUUUCUACAAUGAGGAGACCAAAGAGUACUUUUUUGACCGAGACGCGGACGUUUUCCGUGCUGUUCUCAACUUCUAUCGCACGGGCAAGCUGCAUUACCCCCGCUCCGAGUGCAUCACGUCCUACGACGAAGAGCUGUCCUUCUUUGGGAUCAUUCCUGAGAUCAUCGGAGACUGCUGCUACGAAGAGUACAAGGACCGUAGGCGUGAGAACCAAGAGAGACUGAUGGACGAUGACGAGGACAAGAAAGAUGCCAAGCUUCCCAAUAUGACGUUCAGAGAGACCAUGUGGAGGGCCUUCGAGAACCCUCACACUUCCACCAUGGCCCUGGUGUUCUACUACGUCACCGGCUUCUUCAUCGCCAUCUCAGUCCUCACCAACGUGGUGGAGACCGUGCCUUGCGGUGCCACCCCUAACACCAAAGAGGUGACGUGCGGCGAUCGCUACACAGUAGCCUUCUUCUGCAUGGACACGGCCUGCGUCCUCAUCUUCACAGUAGAGUACCUCAUGAGACUGUUUGCUGCGCCAAGCCGCUACCGCUUCAUGCGCAGCGUGAUGAGCAUCAUCGACGUGGUAGCCAUCUUGCCCUACUACAUUGGCUUGGUGAUGACAGACAACGAGGAUGUGAGCGGGGCCUUCGUGACGCUCCGGGUCUUCCGGGUCUUCCGUAUCUUCAAGUUCUCCCGCCACUCUCAAGGGCUGCGCAUCCUGGGGUACACGCUGAAGAGCUGCGCCUCAGAGCUGGGCUUCCUCCUCUUCUCCCUCACCAUGGCCAUUAUCAUCUUCGCUACCGUUAUGUUCUACGCCGAGAAAGGUUCCACGUCCAGCAAGUUCACCAGCAUCCCAGCCUCAUUCUGGUACACCAUCGUUACUAUGACGACACUUGGAUAUGGAGACAUGGUUCCUAAGACGAUUGCGGGGAAGAUCUUUGGAUCUAUCUGUUCUCUAAGCGGGGUGUUGGUCAUUGCCCUGCCUGUCCCAGUCAUCGUGUCCAACUUCAGCCGCAUCUACCACCAAAACCAGAGAGCUGACAAAAGACGGGCGCAGAAGAUGCAGAAAGCACGUCUGGCCAGGAUACGAAUAUCCAAGACGGGAAGCUCUAAUGCCUUCCUCCACAGCAAACGGAAUGGCCUCUUCAGCGAAGCCUUAGAGCUCACGCAACUUCCUUACAAGAUGAACCUUUCAGACCAGAGUUCCAUUGAGGAGGAGCAGCAGCUGAGCAAGAACCAGUCUCUAUUAGAGAGCCAACACCACCACCUGCUGCAUUGUCUGGAGAAAACCACAAAUCAUGAGUUUGCAGAUGAGCUGUGUUAUGAGCAGAGCUACCUGGAGGGGGCACUCCAGAGCUACCCGUCUCAAAGCCCCUCCCUCUCCAGCCAAGAAGGCAUGACGGGCACCUGCUGUACCCGCCACACCAAGAGGAACCACACCCCUUUACCCAACUCCAGUAUUCCCACGUGCGCCCUCUCACACACACACCCUCAUCAUAACCUACAGGAGCUCAGCACUAUCCACAUCCAGCCCCUCAACACCAGUCGCUCCAGUCUGAACAUGCGUGUGGACGAACCCGCGCGCCUCAACUGCCAGAGCGGCACGAUCACCACUGCGAUCAUCAGCAUUCCGACGCCCCCAGCGACCACUCCUGAGAGCGACGCCCACCCUCCACCCUCAGGCCCCGCCCUUCAGAACGUUGUGAAGGUGUCUGCGCUGUGAGUGUAGAAGCGCAGCAGGAUGCGCGGACAGACAGACAGAUAGGAUGGAUAGACAGACUUAUGCAGAUAGACAGAAGGACAGUGCGAAGGAUACGACAGACGAGCAGGCGAAUGCUCUGAAGGCCGAGUCCCAGACUGAAGACAUGGAGAAGGACUGCCCUCUAGUGGAGAUCUACUGUAAUGACAUGGACUUCCUGUAGAAAUGGAGGAUGGAUUUUUAGUCUACUGUAGGUGUCUGGGCGCUUCUGUAUGUUUGAGUGGGCGUUUUUUGUGUGUUUGAGGGGUAUACGUGUGUGUGUGAGAGAAUGUGUGUUGGAGAAAAUAAAAAAGGUUUGAGUUUGAGUGUAUGAAUGAGUGUAUGAAAGAGAAAGAGAAGCACUUGAUGGGUCGCUGGAGAGAUGUAGAGCAGUAAAGUCAUAUGUCACUGUGCACGCAGCACCUUUUUAUGGUUAGUGCUAUCCGGGAUCAUUGGGACAUCCCUACACUAUACCUUAACCCUUACCUAACCCUAACCUUAACCCUUACCUUAACAAUAACCUUUACCUAACCUUAACAAUAACACUUACUUAACCCUAACCUUAACAAUAACCCUUACCUCACCCUAACCUUAUCCAUUUUAAAUUUCAACUUCAAUGGGGGUAUGGAUGUCCCAAUGAUCCCGGAUAGCAAGGACGACCUUUUUAUGGUUUGGAACCUGAGUUUGACAUUUGACCUGUCUGGUCUUUACAUCGUUACAGCAGGAAACAGUGACCAUAUCAAAGAAAAGAACGCAGACAUAUUGAAAUCAUUAACGUUUUCCUCUGGUUUGUUUAGUUAUUUAUGGUUUGAUUCAGUUUGAUCCACUUAUUCGUCGUCAUAGAUACAUGUCACUCACCAUCCCAAAUCUUUUUUUUUCUUCUUUUUCUUCUCCCCAGGUAUAAUUUAAUUUCACAGUGAAAAUUCUUAACAGAUCAAACUAUGGUAGGUGUCUGUGUCAGAGAUACUAGUGGGUUUCUUAUAUUUGUGAACGUGUAUGUGUGUAUGCCUGUAUGAGUGUGUGUGAGUUUCAGGAGCUCUCUGUAAUUUAGCUCUUUCUGUAAGUGUCCGUGGCUCUGUAUACGUGUGACUAGCUGCCACUCAUGGAAAGCUGCUGUACAUAUUUCUGUCUAAAAUUCUCAGCUGGAAGCCUUUUACACAAUAUGUGCCUGUUUCGUUUGAGUAAAUUCUUGAUUUUAUUUCUCUUUUUUUGUUGGUCGGUUUCCCUCCCUUUGCUUUCCUCUGGGGUCUAGUUGUAGACAUUCAACAGACCUUUUAUGUAAACUUGCUUCAUUAUCCAACACCAAGACCAAAAAGGUUGUAUUUAAACUUAAACCACAUCUAACUAAAAGCACAAGGUGUUUGCUGAGAAUUUCUGACAGAGAUCUGUCCAGAGCCUGGGUUAUAUUGUGAAUAUUGUUAAUAGAAUAUUUUGUAAUAUUUUCCCAUUGUUUGGCAGAGCCAGUGAAGCUGUCCUCUCUCACUCUCUUUCUCUCUCGUUGUCGUCCUGUGUAUCUCUUUCUCUCUCGUUGUCGUCCUGUUGUAUCCUUCCCUCCGUUCUGUGUGAAGAACAAUAUGCUUUUGGUAGUUGUUUUUAGUCGUCAAUGUUUUCUCCCCAAACUCAGCUGGCAUUUUUCAAAGUUGUUGGGUGUCUGUAAUCUUCUAUGUGGAUAGAAACUUGGUGUUUGUACUUUUUCUGUGGCCUUCCAUGUUUUUCCCCUGGGACAUUCUAGGUCUUAAAUGAUUUAUUUUUUUCCUGGAGAACUUGAACCUGGGACAUCUGUUGUCAUGGUGACCACAGAGACAUAGAGGACAGGAUGACACCCACCCAUGGACCUAAACCAACCUUAACAUCUAACACUAGCCAUUUAUCUCCUGGGUUAUAGGGUCUGAAAUGUCUCUUUACCAGAGACUAGAGUUGGGCUCAGUUAAUUUCAGUAUAUUCAGACUGAAUUCAGACCCCAACCCUUCCAGAGAAACAGGCACACAAAGGGGCAAUGCAGAGUAGAUCCAUGGCAUCUAUCUACGACAUGACACAGGACCUGUGAACCAACCAAACCAAAAGGGUUCAACUAUGUUGGAUCAGGAAGUUAAUGGUAUUGUUUAUUUAGUGGACGACCUGCAUUUGUAAGCACAGGUAUUGUUACUUUAGAACUUGAUGAUGUAUUCCGUGACCAUAGCUCCCAGGAUCUAGUAUAGACCCAGUCGUUAUGGGAUAGAACGUUGCGAUCUCCCCCUCCUCUAGGGAAAACAAGUAUUCAGAACCCUUGACUUUUUUUAAAUGUUGUUACAGCCUUAUUCUGAAAUUGAUUAAAUAAAAAAUGUCCUCAUCAAUCUACACACAAUACCCCAUAAUGACAUCACAAUACCCCAUAACGACAUCACAAUACCCCAUAACGACAUCACAAUACACCAUAACGACAAAGCGAAACCAGGUUUUUCAACAUUUUUACAAAUGUAUUCAAAAUAAAAAACAGAAAUUCCUUUGCAUAAGUAUUCAAGACCCUUUGCUAUGAAUCUUGAAAUUGAGCUCAUGUGCAUCCGUUUUCCAUUGAUCAUCCUUGAGAAGUUUCUACACCUUGAUUAGAGUCCACUUGUGGUAAAUUCAAUUGAUUGGACAUGAUUUGGAAAGGCCCACAUCUGUCUAUAUAAGGUCCCACAGUUGACAGUGCAUGUCAGAGCAAAAACCCAAGCCAUGAGGUGGAAGGAAUUGUCUGUAGAGCUUCGAGACAGGAUUGUGUCGAGGCACAGAUCUGGGGUAGGGUACCAAAAAAUGUCUGCAGCAUUGAAGAUCCCCAAGAACACAGAGGCCAUCAUUCAUAAAUAUAAUAAGUUUGGAACCACCAAGACUCUUCCUAGAGCUGGCCACCCGGCAAAACUGAGCUAUCGGGGGAGAAGGGAGGUGAACAAGAACCCAAUGGUCACUCUGACAGAGUAAAUAGUAAAUAGUCCUCUGUGGAGAUGGGAAAACCUUCCAGAAGGACAACCAUCUCUGCAGCACUCAACCAAUCAGGCCUUUAUGGUAGAGUGGCCAGACGGAAGCCACUCCUCAGUAAAAGGCACUUCAGCCUGCUUGGAGUUUGCCAAAAGCACCUAAAGGACUCUCAGACCAUGAGAAACAAGAUUAUAUGGUCUGAUGAAACCAAGAUUGAAAUCUUUGGCCUGAAUGCCAAGCGUCACGUCUGGAGGAAACCUGGCACCAUUCCUACAAUGAAGCAUGGUGGUGGCAGCAUCAUGCUGUGGGGAUGUUUUUCAGCAGCAGGGACUGGGAGACUAGUCAGGAUCAAGGGAAAGAUAAAUGGAGCAAAGUACAGAGAGAUCCUUGAUGAAAGUGCUCUGGAGCAGGUUGAGGACCUCAGACUGGGGCAAAGAUUCACCUUCCAACAGGUUAGCAACGUAAGCACACAGCAAAGACAACGCAGGAGUGGCUUCGGGACAACUCUCUGAAUGUCCUUGAGUGGCCCACCCAGAGCCCAGACUUGAACUCAAUCGAACAUCUCUGGAGAGACCUGAAAAUAGCUGUGCAGCAACGCUCCCCAUCCAACCUGACAGAGCUUGAGAGGAUCUGUAGAAAAUAAUGGGAGAAACUCCUCAAAUACAGGUGUGCUAAGCUUGUAGCAUCAUACCAAAGAAGACUGAGGCUGUAAUCUCUGCCAAAGGUGCUUCAACAAAGUACUGAGUAAAGGGUCUGAAUACCUAUGUAAAUGUGGUAUUAAAGUUUUUUAUAUUUUAUAAAUUUGCACAAAAAAAAAAAAAACGUGUUUUUGGUUUGUCAUUAUGGGGUAGUGUGUGUUUUCGGUGGGGGGGGGGGGACUAUUUAAUACAUUUUAGAAUAAGACUGUAAUGUAACAAAAUGUGGAAAAAGUCAAGGGGUCUGAAUACUUUCCGAAUGCACUGUAAGUUACUCCAUUGGCUCACAACAAAAAACUUGACCUUUUUCAAACGCAAUUUUCUUGUUGUCUGCUUGUUUUAGUCCAUUACAAAACUACAUUUACAAGAAGUACAACAUGUCUAAAGAUUACUUUUCAACAUUGCCUGCUCCCUGGCGUUCUCACUACUUAGAAAAACAUCAUAUUGUAGGGCUUCCCUCAUGCUCCUUUUCAUGACGAUGCUAGCAGCCACUUGAGUGAGUGAGUGCUAGCUAUCUACCGAUCGGAACAUUAAACUAGCCAAGACCAACAACACAAACAAACAGACUAUACAGCUACAAGCAGUUAGUGGAGUUACAAACGAAUGGUACUAAACAAGUUAAAUGUCUUACCUGUGAUUAAAUGUUUUCCAUACACAUAGAUACGUGUAGCCUACUUGAACACCGCGUCCCCAACCUUCCCACACCGAAUAGCCUGAAGCCACAGGGCUCUUCUCGCAGGCUCUAUUUCCUUAUGUGGGAGCAUUGCAAACCGUAGGUUGGGAUUUUUGACCUGGCUACAUGUACAUUGAACAAUACAGCAGCUUUUCAGCAUGUUUUGUUAUUUCUGUAUAUCAAAAAUUCAACAACGAGGUUGCCCCAUUUUACAAUGGGGGUCAAUAGGAAAUAAUGUUUGUUUUCCCCAAUUUGUGGGCCUGGUCGAGGGGAACUCCGACUAGGACUAUUAGUGUACGCGUAAUACACAGUCAGACGUUCUCUGUCACAGAGCAAACAUAGAGAAACAAGCACAGGCAGGCAGGAACUUUUCCGAAGUGAAUUACAUUUUACUCAGUUUCCAGGCCUGGUUGUAACACUAUUUGAAUUAGAUUGACAGAAAAGCGGUGUACAACAGCGGUCUGUAAAAGUAGGUUCACCGUUAUUGGGUUGAAAUAGAAAAGUGUUAUCACAAGUCCUGCAUACCAUGACUUAAAUCAAAUAAAAAGGCUGACUUUGCAGUCUAGCCUACCAUGACACUGUAGGGGGGGCAGUGAUCAAACACACAAUACUCCCCUAAAAAGUGUCAAAUCAUUGUUAUCUUUUCCCUAAUGAUUAACACUAAGGUCUGUUAUUGUGUCAGUCCUCUCUCUUCUUUUUUGUUUUCCUUUCCCUUAGCCAAUUUGUCUUUUCUUCGGCUCAGUCUCUCCGUCACUCUUUGCUUUCCCCUGACUCCUGUCGUUGUUGACACUAAUGCUGUGCGUAUCCUGUCAGUCGUUGGUUAUUAUUUAUGACCUUGUCUUGUGUCCCGACUGUGAAAACGCCUGAUAAAAACAUCUAUAUCUGCCGAAACCA